AUGAUCUUCUCUGCCCUUUUGAAUCAAGAACACGAACACUUUUCUUUCUUCUCAAGACAAGAUCCUGAAGGAGGACUAGUAACCUCUUGGGGCGGGGCCACGACAACAGCUAAGGCCCAGGAUGAAAACUCUUUGCUCUUGUUGGGCCUCCUCAUUAGAACACUAUUAAAAAGUUUUUUCCUUCAAAAUCAAUCUGCAAAAUCUAGGGUUUUGAAUUUCUCCAUUUGUGUGCUCGAGCUCGACGCCAACGCAAGAAGAAUAAUGGGUCACUCGAACAUCUGGAACUCGCAUCCUAAACUAUACGGACCUGGUUCUCGAACUUGCCGUGUAUGUGGUAACUCGCAUGGACUUAUCAGAAAGUAUGGGCUCAUGUGCUGCAGACAGUGCUUCCACAGCAAUGCCAAGGAAAUUGGCUUUAUUAAGUAUCGUUGAUUAAUGGAUGGUGGAACGAUCAAAGGUUGCAAUUUUCAAGCAGAAGCAUGUUAUGAAGACUGAAGUAGCUGUCAGUAAUCUUUUAGCCUUGAAAAUUUGGCAUUAUUAUUUCUAAACUAAUGUUAUGUCUAGUGUAAGACUUUGUUGAUGAAGUUUGGUAAGAAUUGUUUUAAUUUAACCGUUUUUCUUUACACAUUUUUAACGCCACAACAAUCAAAUUUAACCUAAAGUCUUAAAAUUGAACUGAUCAAAAACCUUUGAUUUUCAAUCUGUCUUCAUACUCUGUAAAUGUUCAAAAACCUUCUUUUAGUUCUUAUCAUGUUUUAAUUGUGUUUUCUUUUUCAUAUUGGUAAAGCAAAAUGUGACGUGUUGUGUUGUAUUCGUG
Messenger RNA from Lactuca saligna, 817 nucleotides. The record is from the annotation of a GenBank genome assembly. Lineage: Eukaryota; Viridiplantae; Streptophyta; Magnoliopsida; Asterales; Asteraceae.